AUAAAUUCAAAACAUUCUUCCCGUUUAUACCGAGUACAUCAUACACGCGCCUCCCCAGGUUUCGAGGAAAAUGAGUCAUGUAUUUAUUUCAGCUCGACCGCGGAGUGUAUUCCUUGUCAUCUCUCGCCCUACCGCUCCGUACAACAAUACUCAUCUCAUUCACACUUUCAGCUGAAUGUUCCUGAUAAGUAUCAUUCCAGAACUACGUGGAGUUUCCCAAGCAUUCAGAGCCUUGUCAUCACCUUGUAAAAAUGAUCCACAAGACCUUGAUGCAACCAUGAGGACCUGCCUGGGAAGAAUGGCUCGUCUGCUCCACAUCUAUUUAACACGCUGACAUAUUUUCAUUGCGGAAGGGCGUGAAAUCACGGCUAAGUAUCCGUACCGACAGAAACACUUACGAAACUUGACGUGUACUGUACUUUGCUACCGUGGAUUUUAUAUAGUCGACAUUUCAAGAUAUAUAGGUAGUAUAUCCAUCAUAGGUUGAUUGUUACGAGUACCUUGUUCCACCCCAACAACCCAACCCCCUUUAGCCACUAAGAGCACGGCACACUCACAACUCAUAGAGAUCAACAAACACACACCAAAUCAUGACCUCGUAUAAGCAACCAUGGAUCGAAACGCCGUUACUGGAGUCGAGUAUUCUCUCCAAAAUUGCCGGAUGCCGAAUAUUUCUCAAACUCGAAAACCUUCAGCCGUCAGGGUCAUUCAAAUCAAGGGGCAUAGGUAACUCGAUGAUCAGCAGCAUACAAUCCCAAGACCCUUCCGACAAGACUCGAGACGUUCAUUUCUAUUCAUCGUCCGGCGGCAAUGCUGGACUGGCCUGCGUCACCGCGGCCGUCUCCUUGGGAUACAAAGCCUCGGUCGUGGUGCCGGAGAGCACGGACGAGUGGACGAUCGACAAACUUCGUUCGGCCGGUGCGAGCGAAGUCAUCGUCCACGGAGCGACCUGGUUCCACGCCGACACUUACCUCCGAGAGACCGUCAUUCCGACGGCAGAAAGGCACGGCGAGCGUGGCAUCUACAUCCACCCGUUCGACAAGCCCGCGGUGUGGGAGGGGGCAUCCACCAUGGUCGACGAGAUGAAGAAACAAAUGCCCGACGGACAACCGCCGGACGCCGUCGUGUGUUCCGUCGGCGGCGGAGGUCUAUUCUCCGGAAUCAUGAUGGGUCUCGACCGAGCCGGUUGGGGGGACGAGGUACAGGUGAUGCCGGUGGAGACGGUGGGUGCCGAUUCCCUCGCGCAGUCGGUCGAAAAGGGUAGGUUGGUCACCCUCCCCGGCAUCACGUCCAUCGCCACGUCCUUGGGGGCCAUCCAGGUGGCGGAGAACGCUUUCGUCCAGGGAAGACGCCCGACCGUCACGCCGGUCGUCCUCGAAGACGCCGAGGCCUGUUCGGCGUGUUGGCGGUUCCUCGACGACGAGCGAUACCUGGUCGAACCGGCCUGUGGCGUCAGCGUCGCACUGGCCUACGAUGGCAGGUUGAAACAUUACCUUCGAAAUUUCCGGCCCGAGUCCAAGGUCGUCCUCGUCGUCUGUGGAGGAUCCAAAAUCUCACUCGACCUUCUCAACAAGUACCGGUCACAAUAUCAAAACCGGAGCGAAGAACUCGCGACAAAAUAUGCAUGAACGGGUAGGGGUCGAUGUGCAACAAAAAAGAGCAUCAGGAUCGUACGCGACGUCGACUCCAUGUCCGACAAUGUGUUGAUUUCGGGGAUUCCCCGUCUUUUACACAAAAUACUCGAGAAGUUACAGCAACGAUGAUUAGAUUUAGCGACAUAUGGAAAAUGGUUCAUACAAUAUUUCCUUUCUUUCA
Messenger RNA from Exophiala oligosperma, 1815 nucleotides. RefSeq lists its product as uncharacterized. Gene Ontology annotation, molecular function: pyridoxal phosphate binding; threonine deaminase activity; L-serine ammonia-lyase activity. The record is from RefSeq and is a predicted model, not a curated record. The coding region runs from base 591 to 1628 and encodes 345 amino acids. The transcript is spliced from 2 exons. Gene Ontology annotation, biological process: L-threonine catabolic process; L-serine catabolic process. NCBI's taxonomy places the organism in Eukaryota, Fungi, Ascomycota, Eurotiomycetes, Chaetothyriales, Herpotrichiellaceae.